AUGAUUGUUGCCACUAAUCACCAGAAUUUCUGUCCACCCAGCGAGCCGGUGUCUGAGAAGGGCAAAGCUGCUAGUGAAGGUUCAGGGUUUGCUAGGCCUAAAGCUUUGAUUUUCGUUCAAAUGAAGCGAAAUUUGGUGAAGGAAGUGCCUUCUGCUUCUCUUGUUGUCAGGCUGCUAGUAGGCUCGAUUCUACUAAAGAGGUCCCAGCCUGAGGAGUUUGUGAGUGGUGGCGAUGUGUGCCAGGCUCAGCCCGAGACUACUCAAGGCAAGUGGGCAAGGACUUCACCUGCAAAGACUCCACAGUCGUCCCCUGCUACCCUUAAGAUUCCUAGAAUAGCUUAG
This is a messenger RNA of Prunus armeniaca (apricot), 342 nucleotides long. Lineage: Eukaryota; Viridiplantae; Streptophyta; Magnoliopsida; Rosales; Rosaceae. The record is from the annotation of a GenBank genome assembly.